Messenger RNA from Thelazia callipaeda (thelaziosis nematode), 2967 nucleotides. Lineage: Eukaryota; Metazoa; Nematoda; Chromadorea; Rhabditida; Thelaziidae. The record is from the annotation of a GenBank genome assembly.
AUGUCGUGGCAACAGCAGUCUCAAGUUGAUGAUAUGGUAUCGUCUUUAAACGGCCGUAACAUCCAAAAUACGUCACGCUUAACGAAAAAACAGUCUUCCGAAAGUGUUGUAACGAGUGAAGGUAAUUUCUGGUUUGUAAUCAUUGAUUUGGCUAUUGGUUGCUCUCUUGAAAAUGCCAUAGAUGUCAAUAGUACAGAUGUGCUUUCUCAGUUUCAGCAACAUUCCGAUUCUACCGCAAGCAAUGGAAGCACCCACUCGUUAUGUCGCGACUCAAAUACACCUGGUUCAACUUUUACGGCUUCGUGCAGCUACAUGCAUCGCCAAACGAACAGUAUUGAACGUUAUUCAGCAAACAUGAAUAAUUCUGUCUCCAGUCCUCAGAUGUUCCCAAGUUUUUCAGCCACAUCUUUUAUACCUAUGACUGCACCUCUCCAUUCUGGUCCUGUUGGAACAAUUCCUCCACCACUAUCUUCGGCCCCUAAUCCUUCAGUCUCAGAUAUUACUUCAAAUCUAAAACCUACUUCUGCGCAUCAGCUACUUACACCUUUCACUCCACCUAUAACAAACGAUUUGUAUAAAAGUGACCCAAGAAACGAAACCAGCGUGCACCAUAGUUAUCAGGUACUCAACAAAAGCGCACCCUCAUCGCAAACGCAGUGUCAUUAUCAAAUGAACGGAAAUGGUCCUAGUGGGUUGUGUAACUUGCAACACGAUUUUUCUCGAAUGAAUUUCGCAGUGCAGUCGACUAGGUUCAUCGAUUUGGUGCUUGAAAGGAAUUUAAUGAAGUAUGAGAAUGAAGAUGAGAAGAUUACUCUUCCACCAACAGUUUGCAAUCCUGGUGCUCGCUGCAAUUCGAGCAUAUUUCGUUGCACUUUAAACUCAGUACCUCAAACUCCGGAGCUGUUGAAGAAGUCACGUUUACCAUUUGGACUUACAUUACAGCCAUUUAGAGACAUGAAGAGUUUAAAUAUCAUUCAAACAUCAACUAUUGUACGCUGUCGUUAUUGUCGUGCUUACAUUAAUCCUUAUGUCUGUUUACCAGAUACUCGUCACUGGAAGUGCAAUAUUUGUUAUCGUGUUAAUGAUUUACCUGAUGAUUUCAACUGGGAUCCUGCAACAAAGUCUUUCGGCGAACCGACUCGUCGUCCAGAAAUACGGAAUGCAACUGUAGAAUUUAUUGCUCCUUCGGAAUAUACGUUGCGCCCGCCACAACCAGCUGUUUACGUAUUUAUAAUGGACGUCAGUCAGAAUGCAAUCGAAACAGGCUAUCUUUAUACAUUUACCGAACAACUUUUGAUUGCUCUGGAGCAGUUACCUGGUGAUGAUCGUACUAUGCUUUGUUUUAUUGGUGUGGAUUCAGCUAUUCACUUUUUUCAGUUUUAUGGAGAAUCAUUUCCUCAUCAUCUUAUUGUUGACGAUUAUGCUGAUAUUUUUCUCCCGGUCAGCUGCGGUCUAUUGGUUAACCUCAGGCAAAAUCUUGAUGUAGUGCGAUCUUUUGUGCAAAGCUUACCAACACUCUAUGAAUCAAAUUCUUCAACCUCGUGUUGCUUGGGGGCGGCACUGAAUGCUGCACAUGAAUUGAUUGCUGAUAUUGGUGGGAGGAUCACUGUGUUUUUAACAAGAAUUCCUGAUUUGGGACAAGGUGCUCUGAAAAGUCGAGAAGAUCCAAAUCAACGAGCUGCUUCUGAAGUACCAAAUUUAUGCCCAGCAAAUGAUUAUUAUAAACGUUUGGCUCUUGAAUGUACUGGGCAUCAAAUUGGUGUUGAUUUGUUCUUGUUAAGUAGUCACUAUGCUGAUUUGUCUACUUUAGCUGACGUAUCUAAGUUUAGCUCGGGAUGCAUCUAUUAUUUUCCAAAUUAUCAUAUAAAUCGUAAUCCUGUAGAAGUUAAGCGAUUUCAAAAGCAGUUUAAUCGUUAUUUGAUUCGCAAAAUUGGAUUUGAAGCAGUUUUGAGGAUUCGGUGUACGAAAGGAUUAUCCCUGCACACUUUCUACGGAAAUUUCUUCGUUCGUUCCACUGAUUUAUUAGCAGUUGCUAAUGUAAGUCCCGACUCUGCUAUUGGUGUGCAAGUGCAAAUGGAAGAAAAUCUUGUCGGUGUGAAUACGGUGUGUUUUCAAGCUGCCGUUUUGUACACUUCCAGUAAAGGUGAUCGUCGAAUACGAAUUCAUACACUUUCGUUGCCGCUGACCAAAGACUUGUCCACGCUUUUCAACCAUUUUGAUGUUAGAUGUGCAAUAUCUCUUGUGUCAAGGAUGGCAGUAGAACGCACCCUUACGGGUUCAAGUUUGGCAGAUUCUCGUGAGGCAAUGGUAAAUGCUGUUGUUGAUAUAUUUUGUGCGUAUAAUUAUUCAAUUUCUCAAGGGAACCACAUUAAUUCAGUGUUUUCUCCAACUACUUCUAUACGCUUCUUUCCACUUUAUGUAUUGGGAAUGCUCAAGCAUCGAGCUUUCACUGCUGGACAGUCUGUGAAGCUAGACAAUCGAGUGGCUGCUCUUCUUCUUUUUCGCAGUGCACCUUUGGAAGUAAUCGAUUUAGAGCUGUAUCCUGCCUUAUAUGAGCUGAAUCAUUUUAUUGAGAAUGAGACUGACCCGCCAAGAUUACAUCUUUCUUUCGCAAAUGUUAACCGAAACGGUGUUUAUUUAUUGGAUACUGGCUCGUAUGUUUACGUAUAUAUAUCGUUCAGCGUGGAAUCUAAUAUCAUAAAGUGUCUGUUUGAUGUAGAUGCUUUUGCAGAAAUUGAUGAGGAGAAGUCAUUUGAAGUUCUCGACAAUCCAUUCAGCGACAGAGUGCAUAGUUUCUUGCGAAAGCUUUCCAUUUAUCGAACUGUGUUUGCUCCAGUGAUAAUUAUCCGAGAAGAUAGCUCUUUACGGGACUUAUUUUGUCAACGUUUAAUUGAGGAUCGUACGGAAUCAUCCCACAGUUAUUCGGAAUUUCUGAAUCAUAUCCAACUAGAAAUGCAGAAAUACUAA